AAGGCGCCCUGCCUUUACGUGUUUCUUGCUUGGGGUGGGAGGGACUGCUUUAGGGCAGCCGGUUUUUUCAGGUUUCCCCCGGUUUUGCAGUGCGGAGACCACGGGGGCCCACUCCCCGUGGCUCCGCGGACCCCGCCCCUUACGUGCCCGGCCCCGCCCCUCACGCCGCCUGUGUCCGCGCCGCCGCAGUCUCUGCUGCUGCCGCCAAGCGCGCCCGAGGCUCCUACGCUGCCGCGCCCGGCUUCUCUCCAGCGCCCCGCGCCGUUAGCCACGUGGACCGACUCCGGCGCGCCGUCCUCACGUGGUUCCAGUGGAGUUUGCAGUCCUUCCCGCUUCUCCGUACUCGCCCCCGCCUCUGAGCUCCCUUCCCAUGGCGGCCCUAGUGUUGGAGGACGGGUCGGUCCUGCGGGGCCAGCCCUUUGGGGCCGCCGUGUCGACUGCCGGGGAAGUGGUGUUUCAAACCGGCAUGGUCGGCUACCCCGAGGCCCUCACUGAUCCCUCCUACAAGGCACAGAUCUUAGUGCUCACCUAUCCUCUCAUCGGCAACUAUGGCAUCCCCCAAGAUGAAAUGGAUGAGUUCGGUCUCUGCAAGUGGUUUGAAUCCUCGGGCAUCCACGUAGCAGCACUGGUAGUGGGAGAGUGCUGUCCUACUCCCAGCCACUGGAGUGCCACCCGCACCCUGCAUGAGUGGCUGCAGCAGCAUGGCAUCCCUGGCUUGCAAGGAGUAGACACUCGGGAGCUGACCAAGAAGUUGCGGGAACAGGGGUCUCUGCUGGGGAAGCUGGUCCAGAAUGGAACAGAACCUUCAUCCCUGCCAUUCUUGGACCCCAAUGCCCGCCCCCUGGUACCAGAGGUCUCCAUUAAGACUCCACGGGUAUUCAAUACAGGGGGUGCCCCUCGGAUCCUUGCUUUGGACUGUGGCCUCAAGUAUAAUCAGAUCCGAUGCCUCUGCCAGCGUGGGGCUGAGGUCACUGUGGUACCCUGGGACCAUGCACUAGACAGCCAAGAGUAUGAGGGUCUCUUCUUAAGUAAUGGGCCUGGUGACCCUGCCUCCUAUCCCAGUGUCGUAUCCACACUGAGCCGUGUUUUAUCUGAGCCUAAUCCCCGACCUGUCUUUGGGAUCUGCCUGGGACACCAGCUAUUGGCCUUAGCCAUUGGGGCCAAGACUUACAAGAUGAGAUAUGGGAACCGAGGCCAUAACCAGCCCUGCUUGUUGGUGGGCUCUGGGCGCUGCUUUCUGACAUCCCAGAACCAUGGGUUUGCUGUGGAGACAGACUCACUGCCAGCAGACUGGGCUCCUCUCUUCACCAACGCCAAUGAUGGUUCCAAUGAAGGCAUUGUGCACAACAGCUUGCCUUUCUUCAGUGUCCAGUUUCACCCAGAGCACCAAGCUGGCCCUUCAGAUAUGGAACUGCUUUUCGAUAUCUUUCUGGAAACUGUGAAAGAGGCCACAGCUGGGAACCCUGGGGGCCAGACAGUUAGAGAGCGGCUGACUGAGCGCCUCUGUCCCCCUGGGAUUCCCACUCCCGGCUCUGGACUUCCACCACCACGAAAGGUUCUGAUCCUGGGCUCAGGGGGCCUCUCCAUUGGCCAAGCUGGAGAAUUUGACUACUCGGGCUCUCAGGCAAUUAAGGCCCUGAAGGAGGAAAACAUCCAGACGUUGCUGAUCAACCCCAAUAUUGCCACAGUGCAGACCUCCCAGGGGCUGGCCGACAAGGUCUAUUUUCUUCCCAUAACACCUCAUUAUGUAACCCAGGUGAUACGUAAUGAACGCCCCGAUGGUGUGUUACUGACUUUUGGGGGCCAGACUGCUCUGAACUGUGGUGUGGAGCUGACCAAGGCCGGGGUGCUGGCUCGGUAUGGGGUCCGGGUCCUGGGCACACCAGUGGAGACCGUUGAGCUGACCGAGGAUCGACGGGCCUUUGCUGCCAGAAUGGCAGAGAUCGGAGAGCAUGUGGCUCCGAGCGAGGCAGCAAAUUCUCUUGAACAGGCCCAGGCAGCCGCUGAACGGCUGGGGUACCCUGUGCUAGUGCGUGCAGCCUUUGCCCUGGGUGGCCUGGGCUCUGGCUUUGCCUCUAACAGGGAGGAGCUCUCUGCUCUCGUGGCCCCAGCUUUUGCCCAUACCAGCCAAGUGCUAGUAGACAAGUCUCUGAAGGGAUGGAAGGAGAUUGAGUACGAGGUGGUGAGAGACGCCUAUGGCAACUGUGUCACGGUGUGUAACAUGGAGAACUUGGACCCACUGGGCAUCCACACUGGUGAGUCCAUAGUGGUGGCCCCUAGCCAGACACUGAAUGACAGGGAGUAUCAGCUCCUGAGGCAGACAGCUAUCAAGGUGACCCAGCACCUGGGAAUUGUUGGGGAGUGCAAUGUGCAGUAUGCCUUGAACCCUGAGUCUGAGCAGUAUUACAUCAUUGAAGUGAAUGCCAGGCUCUCUCGCAGCUCUGCCCUGGCCAGUAAGGCCACAGGUUAUCCACUGGCUUAUGUGGCAGCCAAGCUAGCAUUGGGCAUCCCUUUGCCUGAGCUCAGGAACUCUGUGACAGGGGGUACAGCAGCCUUUGAACCCAGCCUGGAUUAUUGUGUGGUGAAGAUUCCUCGAUGGGACCUUAGCAAGUUCCUGCGAGUCAGCACAGAGAUUGGGAGCUGCAUGAAGAGCGUUGGUGAAGUCAUGGGCAUUGGGCGUUCAUUUGAGGAGGCCUUCCAGAAGGCCCUGCGCAUGGUGGAUGAGAACUGUGUGGGCUUUGAUCACACAGUGAAACCAGUCAGCGAUAUGGAGUUGGAGACUCCAACAGAUAAGCGGAUUUUUGUGGUGGCAGCUGCUUUGUGGGCUGGUUAUUCAGUGGACCGCCUGUAUGAGCUCACACGCAUCGACCGCUGGUUCCUGCACCGAAUGAAGCGUAUCAUCGCACAUGCCCAGCUGCUAGAACAACACCGUGGACAGCCUUUGCCGCCAGACCUGCUGCAACAGGCCAAGUGUCUUGGCUUCUCAGACAAACAGAUUGCCCUUGCAGUUCUGAGCACAGAGCUGGCUGUUCGCAAGCUGCGUCAGGAACUGGGGAUCUGUCCAGCAGUGAAACAGAUUGACACAGUUGCAGCUGAGUGGCCAGCCCAGACAAAUUACCUAUACCUAACGUAUUGGGGCACCACCCAUGACCUCACCUUUCGAACACCUCAUGUCCUAGUCCUUGGCUCUGGCGUCUACCGUAUUGGCUCUAGCGUUGAAUUUGACUGGUGUGCCGUAGGCUGCAUCCAGCAGCUCCGAAAGAUGGGAUAUAAGACCAUCAUGGUGAACUAUAACCCAGAGACAGUCAGCACCGACUAUGACAUGUGUGAUCGACUCUACUUUGAUGAGAUCUCUUUUGAGGUGGUGAUGGACAUCUAUGAGCUCGAGAACCCUGAAGGUGUGAUCCUAUCUAUGGGUGGACAGCUGCCCAACAACAUGGCCAUGGCGUUGCAUCGGCAGCAGUGCCGGGUGCUGGGCACCUCCCCUGAAGCCAUUGACUCGGCUGAGAACCGUUUCAAGUUUUCUCGGCUCCUUGACACCAUUGGUAUCAGCCAGCCUCAGUGGAGGGAGCUCAGUGACCUCGAGUCUGCUCGCCAAUUCUGCCAGACCGUGGGGUACCCCUGUGUGGUGCGCCCCUCCUAUGUGCUGAGCGGUGCUGCUAUGAAUGUGGCCUACACGGAUGGAGACCUGGAGCGCUUCCUGAGCAGCGCAGCAGCCGUCUCCAAAGAGCAUCCUGUGGUCAUCUCCAAGUUCAUCCAGGAGGCUAAGGAGAUUGAUGUGGAUGCCGUGGCCUCUGAUGGUGUGGUGGCAGCCAUUGCCAUCUCUGAGCAUGUGGAGAAUGCAGGUGUGCAUUCAGGUGAUGCGACGCUGGUGACCCCCCCACAAGAUAUCACUGCCAAAACCCUGGAGCGGAUCAAAGCCAUUGUGCAUGCUGUGGGCCAGGAGCUACAGGUCACAGGACCCUUCAAUCUGCAGCUCAUUGCCAAGGAUGACCAGCUGAAAGUUAUUGAAUGCAACGUACGUGUCUCUCGCUCCUUCCCCUUCGUUUCCAAGACACUGGGUGUGGACCUAGUAGCCUUGGCCACGCGGGUCAUCAUGGGGGAAGAAGUGGAACCUGUGGGGCUAAUGACUGGUUCUGGAGUCGUGGGAGUAAAGGUGCCUCAGUUCUCCUUCUCCCGCUUGGCGGGUGCUGACGUGGUGUUGGGUGUGGAAAUGACCAGUACUGGGGAGGUGGCCGGCUUUGGGGAGAGCCGCUGUGAGGCAUACCUCAAGGCCAUGCUAAGCACUGGCUUUAAGAUCCCCAAGAAGAAUAUCCUGCUGACCAUUGGCAGCUAUAAGAACAAAAGUGAGCUGCUCCCAACUGUGCGGCUACUGGAGAGCCUGGGCUACAGCCUCUAUGCCAGUCUCGGCACAGCUGACUUCUACACUGAGCAUGGCGUCAAGGUAACAGCUGUGGACUGGCACUUUGAGGAGGCUGUGGAUGGUGAGUGCCCACCACAGCGGAGCAUCCUGGAGCAGCUAGCUGAGAAAAACUUUGAGCUGGUGAUUAACCUGUCAAUGCGUGGAGCUGGGGGCCGGCGUCUCUCUUCCUUUGUCACCAAGGGCUACCGCACCCGACGCUUGGCUGCUGACUUCUCCGUGCCCCUAAUCAUCGAUAUCAAGUGCACCAAACUCUUUGUGGAGGCCCUAGGCCAGAUCGGGCCAGCCCCUCCUUUGAAGGUGCAUGUUGACUGUAUGACCUCCCAAAAGCUUGUGCGACUGCCGGGAUUGAUUGAUGUCCAUGUGCACCUGCGGGAACCAGGUGGGACACAUAAGGAGGACUUUGCUUCAGGCACAGCCGCUGCCCUGGCUGGGGGUAUCACCAUGGUGUGUGCCAUGCCUAAUACCCGGCCCCCCAUCAUUGACGCCCCUGCUCUGGCCCUGGCCCAGAAGCUGGCAGAGGCUGGCGCCCGGUGCGACUUUGCGCUAUUCCUUGGGGCCUCGUCUGAAAAUGCAGGAACCUUGGGCACCGUGGCCGGGUCUGCAGCCGGGCUGAAGCUUUACCUCAAUGAGACCUUCUCUGAGCUGCGGCUGGACAGCGUGGUCCAGUGGAUGGAGCAUUUCGAGACAUGGCCCUCCCACCUCCCCAUUGUGGCUCACGCGGAGCAGCAAACCAUGGCUGCUGUCCUCAUGGUGGCUCAGCUCACUCAGCGCUCAGUGCACAUAUGUCACGUGGCACGGAAGGAGGAGAUCCUGCUAAUUAAAGCUGCAAAGGCACGGGGCUUGCCAGUGACCUGCGAGGUGGCUCCCCACCACCUGUUCCUAAGCCAUGAUGACCUGGAGCGCCUGGGGCCUGGGAAGGGGGAGGUCCGGCCUGAGCUUGGCUCCCGCCAGGAUGUGGAAGCCCUGUGGGAGAACAUGGCUGUCAUCGACUGCUUUGCCUCAGACCAUGCUCCCCAUACCUUGGAGGAGAAGUGUGGGUCCAGGCCCCCACCUGGGUUCCCAGGGUUAGAGACCAUGCUGCCACUACUCCUGACGGCUGUAAGCGAGGGCCGGCUCAGCCUGGACGACCUGCUGCAGCGAUUGCACCACAAUCCUCGGCGCAUCUUUCACCUGCCCCCGCAGGAGGACACCUAUGUGGAGGUGGAUCUGGAGCAUGAGUGGACAAUCCCCAGCCACAUGCCCUUCUCCAAGGCCCACUGGACACCUUUUGAAGGGCAGAAAGUGAAGGGCACCGUCCGCCGUGUGGUCCUGCGAGGGGAGGUUGCCUAUAUCGAUGGGCAGGUUCUGGUACCCCCGGGCUAUGGACAGGAUGUACGGAAGUGGCCACAGGGGGCUGUUCCUCAGCUCCCACCCUCAGCCCCUGCCACCAGUGAGAUGACCACGACACCUGAAAGACCCCGCCGUGGCAUCCCAGGGCUUCCUGAUGGCCGCUUCCAUCUGCCGCCCCGAAUCCAUCGAGCCUCCGACCCAGGUUUGCCAGCUGUGUUCCUCCGCCCAGGAGCUGGGAUCCCACGGGGCAGCAGAGCGUGGGCUGAGGAGCCAAAGGAGAAGUCCUCUCGGAAGGUAGCCGAGCCAGAGCUGAUGGGAACCCCUGAUGGCACCUGCUACCCUCCACCACCAGUACCUAGACAGGCAUCUCCCCAGAACCUGGGGACCCCUGGCUUGCUGCACCCCCAGACCUCACCCCUGCUGCACUCAUUAGUGGGCCAACAUAUCCUGUCCGUCCAGCAGUUCACCAAGGAUCAGAUGUCUCACCUGUUCAAUGUGGCACACACACUGCGUAUGAUGGUGCAGAAGGAGCGUAGCCUCGACAUCCUGAAGGGGAAGGUCAUGGCCUCCAUGUUCUAUGAAGUGAGCACACGGACCAGCAGCUCCUUUGCAGCAGCCAUGGCCCGGCUGGGAGGUGCUGUGCUCAGCUUCUCGGAAGCCACAUCGUCCGUCCAGAAGGGCGAAUCCCUGGCUGACUCCGUGCAGACCAUGAGCUGCUAUGCCGACGUCGUCGUGCUCCGGCACCCCCAGCCUGGAGCAGUGGAGCUGGCCGCCAAGCACUGCCGGAGGCCAGUGAUCAAUGCUGGGGAUGGGGUCGGAGAGCACCCCACCCAGGCCCUGCUGGACAUCUUCACCAUCCGUGAGGAGCUGGGAACUGUCAAUGGCAUGACGAUCACGAUGGUGGGUGACCUGAAGCACGGACGCACAGUACAUUCCCUGGCCUGCCUGCUCACCCAGUAUCGUGUCAGCCUGCGCUACGUGGCACCUCCCAGCCUGCGCAUGCCACCCACUGUGCGGGGCUUUGUGGCCUCCCGCGGCACCAAGCAGGAGGAAUUCGAGAGCAUUGAGGAGGCGCUGCCUGACACCGAUGUGCUCUACAUGACUCGAAUCCAGAAGGAACGAUUUGGCUCUACCCAGGAGUACGAAGCUUGCUUUGGUCAGUUCAUCCUCACUCCCCACAUCAUGACCCGGGCCAAGAAGAAGAUGGUGGUGAUGCACCCGAUGCCCCGUGUCAACGAGAUAAGCGUGGAAGUGGACUCGGAUCCCCGCGCAGCCUACUUCCGCCAGGCUGAGAACGGCAUGUACAUCCGCAUGGCUCUGUUAGCCACCGUGCUGGGCCGUUUCUAGGGCCUGGCUUCCUCAGCCUCUUCUCUUUAGGCCCAGCUGCUGGGCAAGGAAUUCCAGUGCCUCCUACGGGGGCAGCACACUUAGAUAUUCCUGGACAUCCAGAUAGCUCACAUGUGCUGACCACACUUCAGGCUCUGGACUGGAGCUCUCUGGCAUGGGGGUGGGGCCUCAGAUGCUGGGGCCCAGUCUGCCCCAUCUUCAUUCCUGCACCUUAAACCUGUACAGUCAUUUUUCUACUGACUUAAUAAACAGCCGAGCUGUCCCUUGAUGCUGA
This is a messenger RNA of Gorilla gorilla gorilla (western lowland gorilla), 7373 nucleotides long. RefSeq names its product carbamoyl-phosphate synthetase 2, aspartate transcarbamylase, and dihydroorotase (gene CAD). Gene Ontology annotation, molecular function: carbamoyl-phosphate synthase (glutamine-hydrolyzing) activity; amino acid binding; dihydroorotase activity. Gene Ontology annotation, biological process: L-citrulline biosynthetic process; 'de novo' pyrimidine nucleobase biosynthetic process; L-glutamine metabolic process. The record is from RefSeq and is a predicted model, not a curated record. The transcript has 45 exons. Gene Ontology annotation, cellular component: cytoplasm; cytosol. Lineage: Eukaryota; Metazoa; Chordata; Mammalia; Primates; Hominidae. Bases 371 to 7099 code for a protein of 2242 amino acids.